This is a messenger RNA of Chroicocephalus ridibundus (black-headed gull), 2326 nucleotides long. RefSeq names its product glutamic-oxaloacetic transaminase 2 (gene GOT2). The record is from RefSeq and is a predicted model, not a curated record. Bases 95 to 1360 code for a protein of 421 amino acids. Gene Ontology annotation, cellular component: mitochondrion. Gene Ontology annotation, biological process: biosynthetic process; L-aspartate catabolic process. The transcript is spliced from 10 exons. NCBI's taxonomy places the organism in Eukaryota, Metazoa, Chordata, Aves, Charadriiformes, Laridae. Gene Ontology annotation, molecular function: L-aspartate:2-oxoglutarate transaminase activity; pyridoxal phosphate binding.
GCGCGGGGCGGGGCGCAUGCGCGGGGCGGGGCGUCAGUCCGGCGGCAGCGCGUAGAGGUGUCCGCUCGCCAGACCCCGGUUGCCGAUCGCCGCCAUGGCUCUCCUGCAGACCCGCCGGCUCCUCGCCGCCCCGCGCUUCGCCGCCGCCCGCGCCAGCUCAUGGUGGUCCCACGUGGAGAUGGGUCCCCCCGACCCCAUCCUGGGGGUGACAGAAGCUUUCAAGCGCGACACCAACUCCAAGAAGAUGAACCUGGGUGUGGGGGCGUACCGGGAUGACAACGGGAAGCCUUACGUCCUGAACUGUGUUCGCAAGGCGGAGGCCAUGAUAGCAUCCAAGAAGAUGGACAAGGAGUAUUUGCCCAUUGCGGGGCUGGCGGAUUUCACCCGGGCAUCCGCAGAACUGGCUCUGGGUGAAAACAGUGAGGCUUUCAAGAGCGGCCGGUACGUCACUGUGCAGGGUAUUUCUGGGACUGGGUCUCUGCGAAUCGGAGCCAACUUUUUGCAACGGUUCUUCAAGUCUAGCCGCGAUGUGUAUCUACCCAAACCAUCCUGGGGCAAUCACACACCCAUUUUCCGUGAUGCUGGCAUGCAGCUUCAGGCUUACCGCUACUACGACCCCAAGACGUGCAGCCUUGACUUCUCUGGAGCCAUGGAUGACAUUUCCAAAAUUCCAGAGAAGAGCAUCAUCCUCUUGCAUGCUUGUGCUCACAACCCCACUGGGGUGGAUCCCCGGCAGGAGCAAUGGAAGGAGUUGGCGGCUUUGGUGAAGAAACGAAACCUCCUCGUGUACUUUGACAUGGCCUACCAGGGUUUUGCCAGUGGGGACAUCAACCGGGAUGCCUGGGCUGUGCGGCAUUUCAUCGAGCAGGGCAUCAACGUCGUCUUGUCGCAGUCCUAUGCCAAGAACAUGGGGCUGUAUGGAGAGCGUGCGGGUGCCUUCACGGUGGUCUGCAGUGAUGCAGAGGAAGCCAAGAGGGUUGAAUCGCAGCUGAAGAUCCUCAUCCGCCCCAUGUACUCCAACCCACCCCUGAAUGGAGCCCGCAUCGCCUCUAUCAUCCUGAACACCCCUGACCUGCGGAAGGAAUGGCUCGUGGAGGUGAAGGGCAUGGCCGACCGGAUCAUCAGCAUGCGGACGCAGCUGGUGUCCAACCUCAAGAAAGAGGGAUCCUCCCACAACUGGCAGCACAUCACUGACCAGAUCGGCAUGUUCUGCUUCACUGGGCUGAAGCCUGAGCAGGUGGAGCGGCUGACCAAGGAGUUCUCCAUCUAUAUGACAAAGGACGGACGAAUCUCUGUGGCGGGAGUUACGUCGGGCAAUGUAGGUUACCUGGCUCAUGCCAUCCAUCAAGUCACAAAGUAAAGACAAAGGUGUGCCCUGGAGCCGGUGGCCUUCCCUUCCCCACCGGUCGAAGAUGGGGAGGGAAAGGAAACAAGCAGAAUACUUCCAACCACAGCACUUGACGCCGCUGCUGAAUGUAUCUUGUAGAUGAGUUGUUGUAGAAGCCUAGUGAAAACCACCCUGCGUUGUGGAGCAGGGACAUCAUUGCUGGCUCCUGCUCGGCACAGCCCUUGUCCCCUGCUGUCCAUCCUUUGUCCAUCAGCCCCAGCACCCAUCCGCGCUGGAGGAAGCAAAUGCUUAGCACUGCCAUCCUACCGGCGUAGGCACCAAAGGCUUCCCCACGCUGGUUUCUCCAUGAGAAGGCUUUGUGAGGCGGCAGGCGGGGAGCUGGGAGGGCUGCUCAGGUACACCCCUGCCACAUCCUCGGCCCAUCCCUGCUGCCAGCAGGCUCCGUCCCGUGGGCUGGGCAGCACCAAAGUUGCCCUCCGACAACCAGCUCUGAGGACUUCUCACUACUAAAAUCUGUUCCAUUGGUGGCUUUGCUCUUUUCCAUCUGGGACUCUCCUUUCAGGUGUAAUUCACAGUGGCAAUGGUGUGGGGGGCAGUGUCCCUGGUUCUCCUGACUUCACUCCCCCGCCCUGGGGCGAAACAGUUUCUUUCCCCCCCCAACCCCCAAUAAGAACCUCCUCUGAAAACUGCUCUCUGUUGGUCUCUGCUUCUCCCCUUUCCUGUACCACCCCCAGCAGAGUCUGUGUGUGUCCCCCACAGCCAUGAGGCAAGAGGUGGGCCCUGCUGUGUCCACCCUCGCAUGAGGUGUCCCUCAUCUGCUCUGCUGACACCAGAAAACAGGAGGGAAAGAUUCCUGGGGGAAGUCAGAGCUGCCGACUCAAAAAGCAUUCUGUCCUUUUGAACUGAGUGUCCCUGAGGCCCCGUGACUCACUGGGCUCUGAUUUUUAAUCCAAAUAAAGUGGUGCACGGCUGUGUUGA